GUUGGUGGAAGUACCUCUGCUAAUUUCCGGUGGGAUCCAUAACGGUCCCGGGUAGCCGCGUGAAUCAGAGCAAGGCGACCCUAUUUUUAUCUGCCGCGACAGAGUGCGGGAUGGCGAUGUGGCCGCCGCGCUCUCACGAUUUAUGCCCGAAUCGAGAAGAGGAGCUGCGGCCACCUGACUUGCAGAUUUAUAGUGACGGAAUUGAAAUGGCCUGCCAGCAACAAAAGGAAUUUGUGAAGAGUUCUGUGGAAUGCAAGUGGAAUUUAGCAGAAGCCCAGCAGAAACUUGGCAAUCUAGCCCUGCACAACUCCGAAUCCUUAGACCAAGAGCACGCCAAGGCACAGGCAGCAGCUACAGAGCUGAGAUAUAGUGAAGAAGAAUGGCGCCGGAAAGAAGAGGCAUUAAGGCAACGGGAAAGGCAGGAUCAGUGGAACAUAGAUUUUGUUAGCAAGGAAGUAUUUAAUAAGAGUUUCAUUAAUCAAAAGGAAAGGAAAGAAACAGAAGAAGAUGCAUCUAAAUCUUUCAUGCAGAAACAUGAGCAAAAGAUUAGACAUUUUGGAAUGUUGAGUAGAUGGUUUGACAGUCAGCGAUUUCUUUCUGAACAUCCCUAUCUUGUCUGUGAAGAAACUGCUAAAUAUCUCAUUCUGUGGUGUUUCCAUCUAGAAGCUGAAAAGAAAGGAGCUUUGAUGGAGCAAGUGGCCCACCAAGCUGUUGUGAUGCAGUUUAUUAUUGAAAUGGCCAAAAGCUGUAAUGUGGAUCCUCGAGGCUGUUUUCGUCUGUUUUUUCAAAGAGCUAAAAUGGGAGAAGAAGGCUAUUUGGAGGCUUUUAAAAAUGAACUUGAAGCAUUCAAAUCAAGAGUGAGAAUUUGUUCGCAGUCCCAAAAUUUUCAGGCAAUGUCUGUUCAGAAUCCUUCAGUUCAUACCAGCUUGAAUUCUAUAGGAGGGUUUGCAUGUUUUCCACAGAAUUCAGAGUCGCUUCAAAGCUGUAGUGGGAACUCGGUGGUACACAGGGAUGAGGAAGAACCCAAAAUGAUGGAUACCGUAUAGAACUCCUAAGACUGUAGAGCCCAGCUGCUCUUAUUGCUAUGAGAAGAACAUGCUGACUUUAUGGAGACUUAUUUUAAGGGUGCUGCACUUUAGUUUGGGUGUCUGUUUUUUGGAGAGAGGAUAAUCCAAAAACACACUUGUCCUUUGUUUGGAAAAUGUGCUGCUAGGAUUUUUAUUUUCUUUUGUGUUUUAGGAGAGGGAUUCUUGUCUGUUGCUGAAUGUGAAACUGGAGGUUUCUUCUGUUACUACUAUACUCUGCCUUUUUAAAUUUUAGGAAUCAAAGUGGGGGGAAAUCUGCACAGUUGCAAUGUUUACAAAUGGUUGAUUCUAGGAGGGAUCUGCUUUAAUUUUAUUAGACAUGCCCAUGUCUCACUCUGGAUAUGGAAAGCAUUGUUAUACAUUCUACUGCUUGCAUUGUAAGCGCUCAAAUCUAAUUUUUAUCAUGAGUAGCAAUAAAUCAGUGGUUGCUAGCAACACUGCUGAUCUGGAUGGCUGGGGGGGGGGG
Sphaerodactylus townsendi is the source of this 1551-nucleotide messenger RNA. RefSeq names its product cell division cycle 37 like 1, HSP90 cochaperone (gene CDC37L1). Gene Ontology annotation, cellular component: cytoplasm. Gene Ontology annotation, molecular function: heat shock protein binding; protein-folding chaperone binding. The record is from RefSeq and is a predicted model, not a curated record. NCBI's taxonomy places the organism in Eukaryota, Metazoa, Chordata, Lepidosauria, Squamata, Sphaerodactylidae. The transcript has 7 exons. The coding region runs from base 111 to 1046 and encodes 311 amino acids. Gene Ontology annotation, biological process: protein stabilization; protein folding.